GUUUCUUCUCCUUACAGUUGGUUAUAAACACGAUUCGCAGAUUUUAAUAUCCUUUUGGUGUUGAAGAGGAUGGGUCAAAUCGAGUAUUCUGACAAAUACUUCGAUGAUACUUACGAGUACAGGCACGUGGUACUUCCUCCUGAGGUUGCUAAGCUUCUACCUAAGAAUCGUAUUCUCUCCGAAAGUGAAUGGCGUGCUAUAGGAGUGCAGCAAAGCCGUGGAUGGGUCCAUUACGCUAUUCAUCGCCCCGAGCCACACAUCAUGCUCUUCAAGAGGACUCUCAACUACCCUCAAAAUAAUCCCACCAUCCCUAAGUAGAGAUUUAUAUAUGCAUUCUCUCUAUUGGUUUAUGUCUCUCGUAAACAAAGUUAUAAUUACACAUUCUAUGAUACUUUUUUCUUUAUUUGUGUUGAUGAAUUCUCUUCACUGGAGAAAUGUUUGAGUUGUAGACGAACCACUUUAUUAUUAUGUUUUAAGCCCG
This is a messenger RNA of Eruca vesicaria subsp. sativa (arugula), 481 nucleotides long. Lineage: Eukaryota; Viridiplantae; Streptophyta; Magnoliopsida; Brassicales; Brassicaceae. The record is from the annotation of a GenBank genome assembly.